Messenger RNA from Closterium sp. NIES-67, 575 nucleotides. The record is from the annotation of a GenBank genome assembly. NCBI's taxonomy places the organism in Eukaryota, Viridiplantae, Streptophyta, Zygnematophyceae, Desmidiales, Closteriaceae.
AUGGAUGGGGAGGAAACGCAGGGUGAGUAGAGAAGGAAGGUACAGCGAGGUAAAGAGAGAGAGAGGGCAGGAGGAAAAGAGAGAGAGGGCAGGAAGAAAAGAGAGAGGGCAGGAGGAAAAGAAAGAGAGGGCAGGAGGAAAAUAUAGAGAGGGCAGGAGGAAAAGAGAGAGAGGGCAGGAGGAAAAGAGAGAAAGGGCAGGAGGAAAAGAUAGAGAGGGCAGGAGGAAGAGAGAGAAAGAGAGAGAGAGAGAGAGAGAGAGAGAGAGAGAGAGAGAGAGAGAGAGAGAGAGAGAGAGAGAGAGAGAGAGAGAGAGAGAGGACAGGAGGAAAAGAAUGAUAGAGGGCAGGAGGAAAAGGAUGAUAGAGGGCAGGAGGAAAAGAAUGAUAGAGGGCAGGAGGAAAAGAAUGAUAGAGGGCAGGAGGAAAAGAAUGAUAGAGGGCAGGAGUAAAAGAAUGAUAGAGGGCAGGAGGAAAAGAAUGAUAGAGGGCAGGAGGAAAAGCAUGAUAGAGGGCAGGAGGAAAAGAAUGAUAGAGGGCAGGAGGAAAGAAUGACAGAGGGCAGGAGGAAAACUGC